GCGGGGUAUUGAAACAAGAGGCACUGUUCGCACACAAUUCGGACAAUCACCAUCCCCAGGGAAUGGAUACAGACAGACCCUGGGGAACAAAUCCAGUCAUCUAUCUUAUGCCAGUAAUGGCCAGGUUCACGUCCAGUGGUAGCAAUGGUCCUCAAUUGCCAGACAUUGGCAGUGUAAGCUGGCGAUGGAAGAGAGUGGAAGACGGCCGGAGCCGCAUGAAUCCUCUGGAUCCGUCCAGAACGUUACUCCAUUUUUUUCACCCGCCGAUUUGUACAGACCAGCGCCUUUUACUUUUCUCGAAUACCACAACCACCACCUACCUAAAUUUUUGUGCACGUUAAGUUUUCCUUACGGACUGUUGAACUUGUUCAAAACCAGUUUUGAUCAUCAAUCCUGCACGCAAACGUCUACCCUAUCUCCGACAUUCCUGUUAUCAACACACAAAACCCCUCACCAUGGACGCCAACAUGAACAACCUCCUCAAAUGGAGCAUUCAAGCCUCCACCGAAAACCGCGCCGCAGACGGCGACAACAGCAGCAACAAUAACAACAAUGCUGUUACUCCCGCGCAACCAUCCAGCAACGCCUCCCGUGGUCUCAACCCGGAGAUGCUCUCCGCGCUGUUCGGCGGUCCCACCGACGCCGACCUGAUGAAAGCCUCCAUGGAGGCCUUGCGCUCCGACGAGGUGGACCUCGAGAACAAGUUGAUCGCGUUCGACAACUUCGAGCAGCUGAUCGAGGGUAUCGACAACGCCAACAAUCUGGAGCCCCUGGGUCUGUGGACCCCUCUGGUGGAAUUGCUCCAGCACGAGGAGGCGGAGAUGAGACGUAUGGCGGCCUGGUGUAUUGGAACGGCCGUGCAGAACAACGAAAAGGCGCAGGAUAAGCUCGUCGUUCUCAACGCCCUCCCAAGGCUCGUGACCAUCUCCACCACCGAUUCCACCCCCAACGUCCGCAAGAAGGCAAUCUACGCCAUCUCCUCGGCGGUCCGCAACUACCAGCCCGCCAUGGACGAAGUGACCAAGAGCCUGCCCGAGGGUUACUCCCGCGACAAGAUUGACGCCGGCGAUAUGGAUGCCGUGGAUGCGCUCAUGGAUAAGCUGCGGGCGCACCCGGUUGAGUCUGCUUGAGCGACUUGACUAGUUGCCUAUUUGAU
Messenger RNA from Aspergillus homomorphus CBS 101889, 1156 nucleotides. It is a transcript of the gene fes1, whose product is annotated as Hsp70 nucleotide exchange factor FES1. The record is from RefSeq and is a predicted model, not a curated record. NCBI's taxonomy places the organism in Eukaryota, Fungi, Ascomycota, Eurotiomycetes, Eurotiales, Aspergillaceae. The transcript is spliced from 2 exons. Bases 456 to 1130 code for a protein of 224 amino acids.